AUGGCAAAAUUCUUCGCCUUGUUCACCAAAUUAACUGUUUUAAUAACAUUACUUCAUCAAUCCAUCGCAUCAGAAUCGCUACAACGAUGUCGUCGCGAGUCCACCUGUAUUCUCACACCUGAAGUUACUGAAGGUCCCUACUAUUGGAACACAACACUCAUGAGACAAAACAUAUUAGAAGACCGCGACGGAAUUCCACUUCGUAUUCAAAUCCUGGUCAACGACGUCAACACCUGCACACCCAUUGCUAACGCGGCUGUCACCAUGUGGCACUGUGAUGCAGGUGGCAUCUACUCACAUUACAUCCAAGCCAGUCAAAACGUUCAAAAUCCACAAAAAGACAAUUCUACAUUUCUUCGAGGUAUCCUGCUGACCGAUGUGAAUGGUCUUGUAACAUUUGACACGAUCUAUCCAGGAUGGUACAUUGGCAGAUCAAUUCAUAUCCAUGUGAAAGUGCAUCUUGGUGGAACUUAUGUGAAUGAAUCGAGUUACUAUUCUGGUGCGAAGUAUGUUCAUACUGGUCAAUUGUUUUUCAAUGAUUCGUUCAGUGAUCUGGUGAAUCAACAGGCACCGUACACCAAUCACACAGGUAGUCGCACGUUGAACAGCCAGGAUGGUAUCUAUGCAUCGACAAAUGGAUAUACAUUGAUGGCUGUUCAAUACGUCAAUUCAAAUAACGGAUUUAGUAGUGGUCUGACUACAGCAGUAACACUUGCAGUCCAAGGAUUGUCUUCGGCAACUACGACCACAGUAGCCUCCACUACUGAUGAUAGUCAGGAAUCUACAACUUCGGAUUCCUUAAGUAGUUCUUGCAAUGGGCGCGCUGGCGGUCGUCCCUUUUGGCUAUGGUAG
Messenger RNA from Adineta ricciae, 852 nucleotides. Lineage: Eukaryota; Metazoa; Rotifera; Eurotatoria; Adinetida; Adinetidae. The record is from the annotation of a GenBank genome assembly.